GGUACAGAUACAGCAGAGAGGUGAAGGACUAAACUUCAAAGCAAGCGGAGCAGCAGCUCGUCUCCGGCGAAUUAACUACCCGAAAAAAAAGAGGAAAAAUUAGCUUCGGCCGCAGCGAUCGGAGAUGGCCGGAGGAGGGGCGGCGCCAGCUCCGACCGGUGUUUCUAUAGAGAGGGCUCAGCUCUAUAAGGGAAGGGUCACGCCGUACGUCGUCACAACAUGCCUCAUCGCCGCCGUCGGCGGAUCUAUCUUCGGCUACGACAUCGGCAUCUCCGGAGGGGUGACAUCUAUGGACCCAUUUCUAGAGAAAUUCUUCCCAGUUGUGUACAGGAAGAAGAACAACAAAUCACAGAACAACUACUGCAAGUACGACAACCAAGGCCUCUCCGCCUUCACCUCCUCUCUCUACCUCGCCGGACUCGUCGCCUCUCUCGCCGCCUCCCCCGUCACUCGCCACCGUGGCCGCCGCACCAGCAUCCUCUGCGGCGGCCUCUCCUUCAUCGCCGGCGCAACGCUCAAUGCCUCGGCUCAGAACCUCGCCAUGCUCCUCCUCGGCCGGAUCCUCCUCGGCGUCGGCAUCGGCUUCGGCAACCAGGCCGUGCCACUGUACUUAUCAGAAAUGGCUCCGGCCCAUCUCCGCGGCGGCCUGAACAUGAUGUUCCAGCUGGCCACCACUCUCGGCAUCUUCUCCGCCAACAUGAUCAAUUUCGCCACCGAGAAAAUCCACCCGUGGGGCUGGCGCCUCUCCCUCGGCCUCGCCGCCUUCCCCGCCCUCCUCAUGACCGCCGCCGGCCUCUUCCUCCCCGAAACCCCCAACUCCCUGAUCGAACGCGGAAACCCCGAGCGCGGCCUCGCCGUCCUCCAACGCAUCCGCGGCACCCAUGGCGUCGACGCCGAGUUCCAGGACAUGGUCGACGCCAGCGAGCUCGCCAAUUCCAUCCAACACCCUUACAGAAACAUAUUUGAGAAGAGGAAUCGGCCCCAGCUGGUAUUGGCGGUAUUUAUGCCGGCGUUUCAGAUUCUGACGGGGAUUAAUUCCGUGCUUUUCUAUGCGCCGGUGUUGUUUCAGAGCAUGGGGUUUGGGGGAAACGCUUCACUUUAUUCGUCGAUGGUGACCGGAGCGGUGCUGGUUCUGUCGACGGUGGUUUCGAUUGUCGCGGUGGAUAGGUUGGGCCGACGGCCGCUGCUUAUCGCCGGCGGGAUCCAGAUGAUUGUUUGCCAGGCAAUAGUGGCAUUGAUCCUAGGCCUGAAAUUCGGCGACGACAAGCAGCUCUCAAAGCCCUUCUCCAUCACCGUCGUCGUUAUCAUCUGCCUCUUCGUGGCCGCCUUCGGCUGGUCAUGGGGGCCGCUCGGUUGGACGGUGCCGAGCGAGAUCUUCCCGCUGGAAACCCGGUCGGCCGGUCAGAGCAUCACGGUGGCCGUCAAUCUCUUCUUCACCUUCGCCAUUGCCCAAUCAUUCCUCUCUCUCCUCUGCUCCUUCAAGUUCGGCAUCUUCCUCUUCUUCGCCGGCUGGAUCCUUAUCAUGACCGUCUUUGUUUUCUUCUUCCUGCCGGAGACGAAGGGGGUUCCGAUCGAGGAGAUGGUGCUUAUCUGGAGAAAGCACUGGUUCUGGAAGAAAGUACUCCCGCCAGUUGCUUGACGAAAUGCCGAGCCCAAGGAGAAGCACGGUAUGGGUGGAUGGGCGUAGCUAGGUAAUUACAUUAUGCUUUUGUGUUUAUAUUUUGAGUAUUUACAUAAAUCAUACUCAAAAUUAUUUUAUCUAUAUAUUUAACAUCUAAAUUUUAUUAUUUAAUUUAAUAUACCUCCAAAUUUUAAAUAAUAUUAAAAAAAAAACUCUUUACACUUUUUCACAAUCAACGGUCAUAUGAAUCCUCUUCCCAUUGAGAUUGUAUCACAACUUUUUCUCAUCUUACUUUUCCUUCACACUCCGCCCGUCUCAUAGAAAAAAUUAUUAUGUGCGGAAUUCAGAUAGGAAGAAUCAUUUAGAUUAUAAGUGUACACAUAAUGUGUAUAUUGAUUUGGUAUACACUAUGUACAAACAUAUACAAAGUGCACUCACAUAUCCGAACGAUUCUUCUUGUUCGGAUUCUGCACAAAAUAAUUUCUCAUCUCAUUGAUCAUCUUUCCCGUCAAGAUUUUAUCUUGAUUUUUUUUUCUCUUUAUGUCUGUUGAGAUCUCAUCAUGAAUUUCUCAUUCCUUUUUUCUCUCUAAUGAGAUCAUGUGGCAAUUCUAAUUUAGAUGUUAAAUAUAUAAAUAAAAUAAUUCAGAAAAUUAUGCAUCUGAUGAUUUGAAUCAUCCCUUAUAUUAUCAUAUUUUUAUAUCCGCAUUAAAAUAUCAUAUUCAUAUACAUUUGAUAUGUUGGUCGAGAGUUUUGGCUAUGAGAGGUCUUAGAUGGGAUGCUUAUACAUGUAAUAUGAGUAUGAUUUUCUCUUAAUGGCUUAGAUGUUUCAAAAAAUUGAAAAUAAAAUAAAAUAAAAUAUUGUUUAGAUGAAAAUUUUGAUGUUUAAUAAAAUGUAAUUACUUCGUGGGUGAUUGUAUUUAUGCACUCAAAUAUAUGAAUUUAUUCUCAUUUCAUA
Dendrobium catenatum is the source of this 2576-nucleotide messenger RNA. RefSeq names its product sugar transport protein 7. Gene Ontology annotation, biological process: monosaccharide transmembrane transport. Gene Ontology annotation, molecular function: monosaccharide transmembrane transporter activity. Bases 125 to 1639 code for a protein of 504 amino acids. Lineage: Eukaryota; Viridiplantae; Streptophyta; Magnoliopsida; Asparagales; Orchidaceae. The transcript is spliced from 4 exons. The record is from RefSeq and is a predicted model, not a curated record. Gene Ontology annotation, cellular component: membrane.